Molecule: messenger RNA, 534 nt
Organism: Elaeis guineensis (African oil palm)
Lineage: Eukaryota; Viridiplantae; Streptophyta; Magnoliopsida; Arecales; Arecaceae
Source: RefSeq, a predicted model, not a curated record
AUGGUGUUCGUGGUCACUUUCCCUUCUUUGCCCGAUCCAACUAAGAAGGAAAGGGGUGCCGUGAAUGGUGGGUGGCGCAUCGAGAGCACUGUGAGUGUUGCUGCUUGUCCCGAUGAGAGAGCCGAGAUGGCUGCUCUGGUGAAGAAGACUGCUGUGGAUGACGGUGGCUCAAUGGAAGCCAGCGGCGACUCAGAGGCCGACAUGGAUCCCCUCACCGGCCAUGCCAUCCUAACCGUGGAGGAAGACGCAGCAGCCGAUGAAGAUGACACCGAGUCAUGCAGCCAUGACCCACAUGACAACAUCCACACCGACCCCAACAACUCCAACAAUGAUGAUGAUGAUGAUGAUGCUGAUGAUGGUGUCGAUGUUGUUAUUGAUGAUGAUGAUGAUGAUGAUGAUGCUAACAUGGAGCACGAAGGAGUGAUGACAUGGUUACCGGGGGAAGUGAGGGAAUUAGAGGAGGAAGAGGUGGUGGAUUCUGCUGAAGAGGACCGGCUAUUCUGGGAGACUUGUUUGGCUUCUGGCUAUCCUUAG